ACAUUUAGGUAGACCUGCCUUCCAGAGUCCUGUGUGUGGAGCAAUCAUUAUGGAACAUGGCUCAUGUCCCCAACAUCAUCAUCAUCUAAGCAAAGCUCUCUCUCUUUUUUUUUUUGUUUACUUCCCUCCUCGAGUGAGCCCAAUAGUCCAUAUAUACGGCCGUGAGCUAGCGGCGCAGUGUGCUCCCAAUCCAGCCAUGGCUUCGUCCUCCACUUGUGCCAGAGCUCGCAUUGCCGUUGCCGUUGUGCUCGUCGGCAUUGCGGUGCUCUUCCCCGGCAAUGCCGUCGUGGUGGGCGGCUACCCACACGGCGGCGGCGGGGGAGACUACAGGAUGCAGUUCUUGGGGCAGCAGAACGCGGCGCGGGCGGCGAUGGGGCUGCCGCCGCUGGCGUGGGACGAGCGGGUGGCCGGGUACGCGCGGUGGUACGCGGAGUCGCGGCGCGGCGACUGCGCGCUGGUGCACUCGUCGGGGCCGUACGGGGAGAACCUCUUCUGGGGGAGCGGCACGGGGUGGUCGCCGGCGCAGGCCGUGGGCGCGUGGCUCGCCGAGCAGCCGCGCUACAACUACUGGAGCAACAGCUGCGCCGGCGGCAUGUGCGGCCACUACACGCAGAUCAUGUGGCGCGCCACCCGCCGCGUCGGCUGCGCCAUGGUCACCUGCUACAACGGCAGGGGCACCUUCAUCACCUGCAACUACGACCCGCCCGGCAACUACGUCGGCGUGCGCCCCUACUGACCAGCCGCCGCCGGCGAUCACCCCUUCCUUCCUCCCCGCUGCCUGCCGGCCGGCCGGGAGCACCGCGCGCCGGCACGGCAAUGCACGUCAGGCCGACGCAGCGCAGCGAACCAAUCCUGCUGUCUCAUUCAUUGCCCCAUCUGAUGGUGUUACAAGAGUACAACUGUACAAAAUAAUUCUUUUCUACUGCACGCUGUCACGUCUGUUUCUUUAACUUGUUCUCCUGCCAAAAAUAUAUAUUAUGAGAUGUUAUUGGUAGGAACUACCACUAUAAUGAAAUGAAAUUAUGAUCAGCUAAUCGAUCUGUCUGUUACUCUGUUUCUGC
This is a messenger RNA of Oryza brachyantha (malo sina), 1061 nucleotides long. Its product is annotated as pathogenesis-related protein PR-1-like. The record is from RefSeq and is a predicted model, not a curated record. The transcript has a single exon. Gene Ontology annotation, cellular component: extracellular region. Bases 50 to 736 code for a protein of 228 amino acids. Lineage: Eukaryota; Viridiplantae; Streptophyta; Magnoliopsida; Poales; Poaceae.